Xiphophorus couchianus (Monterrey platyfish) is the source of this 1073-nucleotide messenger RNA. Its product is annotated as V-set domain-containing T-cell activation inhibitor 1-like. The coding region runs from base 52 to 1038 and encodes 328 amino acids. Gene Ontology annotation, biological process: cell surface receptor signaling pathway; positive regulation of T cell proliferation; immune response. Gene Ontology annotation, cellular component: external side of plasma membrane. The record is from RefSeq and is a predicted model, not a curated record. The transcript is spliced from 6 exons. NCBI's taxonomy places the organism in Eukaryota, Metazoa, Chordata, Actinopteri, Cyprinodontiformes, Poeciliidae.
UAAGUAGAAGGAACAAAUUCUUUUCUCUUGCCUGAGAGCAGGGAACUGAGCAUGAUCAACAUCAAGUGCUUCAGGUUCCUGGCUGUCCUGAGUUUCCUGACUCUCUCAGAAGGAGAUACUCAGGUGACCUGUGUUUUAAAUGAGAGCUGCAUUUUACCUUGUGAGCUCCAUGUUGGCUCAGAUCCUCUCAUCCACUGGAUUCACAUGUCAACCAGGGAACAUUUCGUCCAUUCUUUCUACAACAAUCAAACCCAGUUGGGACACCAGGUCCAACGGUUUAGAGGCAGAACGUCUCUGUUCACAGAUCAGAUCCCCAGAAGAAACGCCUCUCUGCUGCUCACAGCGGUGAAGAUCCAAGAUGAAGGACGAUACAUGUGCCGCACAAGUACCUCUGAAGGCAACAAAAAAGCAUUUGUUGAUCUAAAAAUAGAAGCUCCAGUCUCUGACAUCAGAAUCCAUCAGGAUGGAAACAGGAUCACCUGCAGCUCAGAGGGGAUCUACCCUCAACCUGAACUCACCUGGUCCACUGAGCCUCCAUCCAACACGACUCUGCAGAACAGAACCACAGUCCAUCAGACUGAGGAGAAGCUUUACAACAUCACCAGCUCUCUGAUGGACCAUGACCCUAAUUUGACCUACUACUGCACCGUCAAAACUCAGACGAACCAGAAGACAGGUUUGGUUAAACCUGGAAUUUCAAAUAAUGUUGGAAAGAUCCCUAGAAUGGUUAUUGGGGUUCCACUUGCAGUAACGAUCGUAGUGGUGGUUAUAAUUUUAACGAUAAAAGGCUGCACAAAAAACAACACAAAGACUCCAAGCAAUCCUGAAGUUCAUGAGAACUCAUUGAAAUCUGUGGACUGCCUGAAUGAAUUAAACACUGAUGUUAUAGAACAAAAGAAUGUAGAUACUAUAACGUCCACUGCACAUCUUUUAUCCCCUUAUCUUUCCCAAAAAAGUCUCACAUACCAGGCAAUGUUUCCACGAGCACAACAACAAUGUCCUCAAGAAAGUUACUAUCUUAAGAUUUUAAGAUGUUAAAAUACUUUUCUAAAGUCUAUUUCUUCCAUUAAAUU